AUUCACGAGAGCGAUGCACUGUUUUAUUACGCUGCUAUAAAGAAUAAUUCGAAAAUACACUAACAAACUUUUGAGCUUAUUUAUAUAUGAAGUUGUCUCACUGAUUUUAUAAAGAGGUUGUUUUUUGGCGCUUUUGAGAAACAUGGACGAUGGAGAAAACGAAGUGGAACCCUUGCCUCUCAGGCACAGAUUGAAGGAUUUUUUGCUUCGAGAGCAGAAACGGCAAAACGAUGCCAAGGUGCAGGUGGACUUUUCCGUCGAUCAGAAUAGUUUCAAAGAACGCCUGCGCUUUUACUGCAUCAAAAACCAAAGAUCUAGUCUCAGGGUUCGAGUGUUUUAUCUUUCGCUCAAGGUGUUGAGCUGCAUUUUGUAUAUAUUCAGAGCGCUGACCGACACAGAAGAUCAACAUAAAUGGGCUUCAAUUAUUUGGGUUAAACGAAAUCACUCGCUUUGGGCUGCACAGGUGUCUGUUGCAGUCAUAUGUUUAUUCAUAAGAAUCCUGCUGACAUAUCUACGAUACAAGGGGAACAUAUGGCAGCAGGUACUUCAAUUGGCGUUCAUCUUGGAAAUGAUUAAUACAGUGCCCUUUGUGAUCGGAAUUUUUUAUCAACCUCUCCAAAACCUCUUCAUCCCUGUGUUUCUGAACUGCUGGCUGGCAAAACGUGCUUUGGAAAACAUGGUUAAUGAUUUUCAUCGUGCUAUUCAGCGGACACAGUCAGCCAUGUUCAAUCAGCUCCUCAUCCUCAUCUCCACCAUCAUCUGCCUCAUUUUCACUUUCAUUUGUGGUGUGGAGCACUUGCAGCGUGCUGGGAAAAAACUCUCUGUUUUUGACUCUUUCUACUUCUGCAUCGUGACAUUCUCUACAGUGGGGUUUGGAGAUGUACUUCCUGACAUCUGGCCCUCCAAGUUACUGGUGGUUAUUAUGAUAUGUGUCGCUUUAGUAGUCCUGCCUAUCCAGUUUGAGGAGCUGGCCUACUUGUGGAUGGAGCGGCAGAAGUCAGGAGGAGAUUACAGCAAGCAAAGAACAGAAUCCGAGAGACACGUGGUGCUGUGUGUCAGUUCAGUCAAACUCGAUCUGCUGAUGGAUUUCCUAAAUGAGUUUUAUGCUCACCCCAGACUUCAGGAGUACUAUGUCAUAAUUCUUUGCCCAGCAGAGCAGGACGUGGCAGUGAGACGGGUGCUGCGGAUCCCAAUGUGGUCACAUAGAGUCAUAUAUCUGCAGGGCUCUGCCCUCAAAGAUCAAGAUCUGGUCAGAGCAAAGAUGGAUAACGCUGAGGCUUGCUUCAUUCUCACCUGUCGCUGUGAGGAGGACCGCAAUGCAGCAGAUUACCAGACCAUCCUGAGGGCUUGGGCAGUGAAGGACUUUGCUCCAAGCUGCACUCUUUUCGUUCAGAUUCUCAAACCAGAAAACAAAUUUCAUGUGAAAUUUGCAGAUCAUAUUGUCUGUGAGGAAGAGUUUAAAUAUGCUAUGCUGGCCCUAAACUGCAUCUGUCCUGCGACGUCCACCUUCAUCACCCUGCUGGUGCACACAUCUCGAGGCCUGGAGGGUCAGCACUCUCCUGAGGACUGGCACAGAAUUUACGGAAAAUGCUCAGGAAAUGAAGUGUACAGCAUUGUUCUGAAAGAAAGCAUCUUCUUUUCUGAGUAUGAAGGAAAGAGCUUCACCUAUGCCUCCUUUAAUGCGUAUAAUAAGUAUGGCAUCUGUCUCAUUGGAGUGUGUCCUGACAACACUAAGAAGAAUAUACUACUGAACCCAGGUCCUGAGCACAUCAUGAACCCCUUGGACGUGUGCUUCUACAUCAGUCUCACCAAAGAGGAGAACACCUGCUUUAAAACUCAGACAGGCUGCAGAAACAGCCCCAAGACUCAACCUCCAACCUGCAGCGCUAUUGCUAGCAUGGGUGCGGUGGCCAUAGACCUGCAGGAAAUAAGCAUUGCGUCCAGUUUAGGUGCAUCGCUCUCAACUGAAACUAACAUGGUUCCUGUUCUAGAAUUGCCUGAUUCACCUUCGCUCCAGACUGCAAACCUGUUCAGCGAUCAGUCAAAGUGUCCAUGUCAGCCCAACACUGGAGAUGAAGGCAGCAAUGAUUAUGUUAAGGGAUAUCCUCCAGAUUUACCCUACAUCGGAAGCUCACCGAUACUUUGCCAUUUACGGAAAAAGAAAACACCCAAAUGUUGUAUGAAGCUACAAAAGACCUGCUACCACAAAGACGAAGAAGAUGUCAAAGCGUACGGUUUAAAGGACAAGCUCAUCAUUGUGUCUGCUGAGGCCACAGGAAACGGCCUGUACAACUUCAUCCUGCCAUUACGAGCCUCUUACAGACCAGAGAAUGAACUGUGUCCCAUCGUGCUGCUCUUGGAACAGGAGCCAGACGCAGAGUUUCUUGAGACUGUCUGUUGGUUCCCAAUGAUCUAUUACUUCCUUGGAACAAUCGACAGUCUGGAUGACCUGCUGCGUUGUGGCGUCUCUUUUGCUGCUAGUAUGGUGGUUGUGGAUAAGGAGAGCACCAUGUUUGCUGAGGAAGACUAUAUGGCUGAUGCAAAAACCAUUAUUAACGUCCAGACUCUGUUCAGGUUGCUCUCUGGCCUCAACAUCAUCACAGAGUUAACUCAUCCCGCUAACAUGAGAUUCAUGCAGUUCAGCGCCAAGGACUGUCACUCGCUGGCUUUCUCCAAACUAGAGAAGAAAGAAAGAGAGAAAGGCUCAAACCUGUCCUUCAUAUUUCGCCUGCCCUUUGCAGCUGGUAGGGUGUUUAGCAUUGGGAUGCUGGACACACUUCUCUAUCAGUGUUUCGUUAAGGAUUAUAUGAUCACCAUCACCAGACUACUGCUUGGACUGGAGAACACACCAAAAUCUGGUUUUCUUUGUUCUAUGAGCAUCACAGAGGAGGACUUGUGCAUCGAGACGUACGGCAGACUGUAUGAAAUGCUCUCGUCCACUGUAGGAGACAUUCCCAUCGGCAUCUACAGGACUGAGUCUCAGACUCUUGAACCUCCUGAGACUCCACUAUCCCAGAUGUCAGACAAAGUGUCAGUCUUUGAGGAGGGAAAGGACCAAGAGGAGCAGCAUCAGGCUCUUCACUGUGAAUCGCCAGACAUCCAGACUCAUUCUCUGCGUCGAAGGAGCAUGCAGUGGGCUUCCAAUCUGCUGGGGCCGUGGCACGCUGAGCGAGAUGCAGACAGACAGCAGCGCGGCGUCCUGCUCUCAUGCUCCGAGAGACUGGAGCUCACAGAGCUGGUCAAGAAACGCAUGCAGAACCUGGGGCUCUCCACACACGGAUUCGAUAAAAUGAAUAAUAACCAGAGCAGUCACUCAUACGCCUUGAUCAACCCGUCACCAGAUACAAAACUGGAGCUGAAUGACAUUGUGUACAUCAUCCGUAAAGAUCCUCUCUCAUUAGAGCUGUACGAUACUGACAUCAAGAAAAGCUGGAGGAGUGAUUCACAAAUAAGAGAGAGGAACACAAAGAAUCAUCUGUGAAUGAAGAUCUGUUUGUCUUCACUGUGACAUGAGUAAAGCUUGUUCUUCAGCAUCAGGUUAAGCAGCUGCAAACCUUUAACGCAGUACCUAUACAUCGCUUAGAAUAAUGCAUGUAAAGUCUCUACAUUUAAAAGACAGAACAGUGCCAGUGUAACCCACCUACAAAGACCACAAUAAUAUCUCUCAAUAAA
Messenger RNA from Carassius gibelio (silver crucian carp), 3672 nucleotides. RefSeq names its product potassium channel subfamily T member 2-like. The record is from RefSeq and is a predicted model, not a curated record. Gene Ontology annotation, molecular function: intracellular sodium-activated potassium channel activity. Gene Ontology annotation, biological process: potassium ion transport. The transcript has 28 exons. Gene Ontology annotation, cellular component: membrane. The coding region runs from base 143 to 3481 and encodes 1112 amino acids. Lineage: Eukaryota; Metazoa; Chordata; Actinopteri; Cypriniformes; Cyprinidae.